AAUUAAAAACUAGUAGAAGUAGACCAUUGCAGAAUAAAAUUUCAAGAACUUGUAGAACUAUAAUUUCAACUAAAAUAUUGAGGAUUCUGAUACAUAUCUGUGAUUUUCUCAUUUUUCUGGAACUCAUUCUGCUUUUGACGUUUAACCUAACCUAUAUCUUGGUUGGUAAACAAAUUACAAAACAUUAAUUUUUUUCUUACAUUUUGAAGAGAAUUGUUGUUUAUAUAGGUAUAAUGGAAUAACUUUUUCAUAAACAAUAUAAUGAUCCAGAAGUACUUAUGAAUAGUAGUAGAUUUUCUUGAAUAUUCAUUUCGAAGUUCGAAAAUUGCUCAAUUAUGAAUUUGAACAAGACUUCAUCAACAGGAGGUAGAUCCUCUCGUAAAAAAAGAGACAGAUCCAGCAGCUCUUCAGAUAGUUCUUCAAGCGAUAAUGAUAAGAAAGUUCUCAAACAUAAAUCAAAAAAGACCAAACUAUUAGUCAAACAAAAGGAAAGAAACACAAGUAAGCAUAAAUACAAGAAAAGAAAGAGUAGAUCAAGUUCGUCAGAUUCUACAUCAGAAGAUUCGUCCACCAGCAGCAGUUCUGACAGUAGCUCCUCAUCUUCAUCUGAAGAGAGAAAGAAAAGGAAACGCAAAAUAUUGAAGAAAUCUUUAAAGGUAAAAGCUAAGAAGACUUCAAAGAGAGUUGUAGAGAAGGAAAUGUCAGAUGAAGGUCCUUCAAAUGAUAUUCCAAUAGAUUUGAUGGGACAAAGAAAUGUAAUGGCCCCUAUGACCAAAGAAGAAUGGGAUAAGAGACAGAGUGUUGUGAAAAGACAGUAUGACCCUACUACUGGUCGUGACAGACUUAUCAAAGGAGAUGGAGAAGUGAUAGAAGAAAUUGUUAGCAGAGAUAGACAUAAACAAAUAAAUCAACAAGCGACCAAAGGAGAUGGAGAAUUUUUCCAAAACCAAUUGAAGAAAAAAUGAAAACAUUGAAGGAGUCAGUGAAUACUGAAAGAUUUCAGAAAAACUAUUAACUAUACUUAUUCUAUUUGUUGUGAACCCAAAGUAAAAAUUGUUAAGAACA
Messenger RNA from Harmonia axyridis, 1065 nucleotides. RefSeq names its product ADP-ribosylation factor-like protein 6-interacting protein 4. The transcript is spliced from 3 exons. NCBI's taxonomy places the organism in Eukaryota, Metazoa, Arthropoda, Insecta, Coleoptera, Coccinellidae. Bases 336 to 965 code for a protein of 209 amino acids. The record is from RefSeq and is a predicted model, not a curated record.